ACGAUGUUCAGCACCAACUUCGACGACUACUGCGACUUCAAUGACAGCAUCUGCAGCAACGACUCUGGCAUUGACAGGUCCUACGCCGACUCCCUCGCCACCCCCUCCUCCACCCACAGCACUCCCAUCAAACCUGACGCUGAUAUCGGCAUCUCACUCACACCCACCAAAGAAGCCGUAAGGAGAAAACUCUUCAGCGACGAAUAUGAGUUUCCGUUUCAACUUGAAGAAACAAAGGUUUUCAAUGAUAAUAUUCAAAUAUCGAACACAUCUACACCAGUCAAGAAAGAAAGGAUGCCGAAAGAUCCGAACAAGCCAAAAAGGAAAUACGCGAAUGGAAAGAACAGAGUCACAAGGUGCAAAAGCCCUACGCAAAUUCUAAGGAUUAAGAGGAAUAGAAGAAUGAAAGCAAAUGAUAGAGAAAGAAAUAGAAUGCACAUGUUGAACGAAGCUCUAGACAGACUGAGAUGUGUUUUGCCUACUUUUCCUGAAGAUACAAAGCUUACAAAAAUAGAAACUCUAAGAUUUGCUCACAACUACAUAUUUGCUCUGAGCCAGACUUUAGAAGCGCUAGAUAAUAUCACUCCAGGGCAGACGCCAGAGGGAUUUGCAUUGAAUUAUGAAAAGCUGCAAAGCUAUUCUGUAACUGGGGAGAAAAUUACCAAAGACGCUUUUAGAGAAAUCUUUAUGACGCCAAAACCGGAUUGCGGUGAUGGAAGCUUCAGGAGUUUCCAAGGAUACAGCAAGCCGUUUCCCAACGGGUCAAAUUUCAUGCAGACUUCUGAAGGAGUGUUGAUAAAUGUUGGUAAUGUGACCGUAUCAGUCAACAACAAAGGUGGGAACUGUAUAACCUCAACAACUGGUACUGGGUUCUUUACAAACCCGACUAGUUAUACUGAGGAUUUGACGCAACAAAGUUACUAUCAACAAAGUAAUUUCGUACAAUGCAACAGGAUUGGAGAAUACGAUUCUAAUGCUACUAACGGUGAAUAUUUCAACCAACGAAACUAUGAAAUAUUCAAAAACGCUUUUGAAAAUGCUAAGAAUAAUAAUAAUAAGAAAUAUACAAAGACUGAUCAAUAUAACUAUGAGUACACAAAUCCUUCGUACGGAUACAACGAUAGAAGCUACUAUAGUGAAAAUUAUUCACAAAACGACUAUUAUUACAACGACCAAAGAUGUUAUAGAAACUUUUAUAAUAGGAAUAAUGUAGUAAAUGCUCAGAUGUGAGAAUAUAGUCAUUCCUAUGUUUAUAUACAAAAAGAAGCUUUUAGAAUGUAAGACAAUUGUAUUUUACAGUGACA
Pectinophora gossypiella (pink bollworm) is the source of this 1304-nucleotide messenger RNA. RefSeq names its product basic helix-loop-helix neural transcription factor TAP (gene tap). Gene Ontology annotation, molecular function: protein dimerization activity. The transcript has a single exon. The record is from RefSeq and is a predicted model, not a curated record. The coding region runs from base 4 to 1230 and encodes 408 amino acids. NCBI's taxonomy places the organism in Eukaryota, Metazoa, Arthropoda, Insecta, Lepidoptera, Gelechiidae.